AUGGCCUGGACUGUGUGCAAUACGACCGAGGAGCAUCAGAAGAUCGUGGAGGAAGAUCUUUGGGAUGGCGGUAUUACAUUUCACGAACUGAGCCUGAUCGUGGGCGGCAUCUGCGCCGUACUAGCUUGCGCCGUUUCCGCUUUCUUGAUUAUGAGCCAUGCCACACACUACAGUAAACCGAUCGAGCAACGACACAUUAUUCGCAUCCUAUUCAUGGUCCCCGUAUACUCCAUCGUUGCCUGGCUCAGCAUUCUCUUCUACAAUGAUUCCGUAUACUUCGAGGUCAUCGGUAACUGCUACGAAGCCUUCUGUAUCGCGGCUUUCUUCUCCCUGAUGUGCCACUACAUUGCGCCCGACCUACACAGCCAGAAGGAUUAUUUCCGUGGAAUUCAGCCCAAGGGCUGGCUCUGGCCGCUGAGCUGGUUUCAAAAGUGGAAGUGCUGCUUUGGACAUCGCGGGGCGUGGCGCAACCCGCGCAGCGGUCUGACUUGGUUCAAUGUGGUCUGGGCGGGUGUCUUCCAAUACUGCGUGAUUCGAGUGUUGAUGACUAUCGUUGCGGUCGCCACUCAAGCAGCUGGUAGAUAUUGCGAAGAGUCGAUGAGCCCGGCUUUUGCGCACGUCUGGAUAAUCAUCAUCGAGUCAAUCAGCGUCUCAAUAGCCAUGUACUGUUUGAUCCAGUUUUACUACCAGAUCCGCAAAGACAUUGAAGAACACCAACCUUUCUUGAAGAUUCUGUCUAUCAAGUUGGUUAUUUUCCUUUCAUUCUGGCAAUCGACCUUUAUCAGUCUGCUGGUCUCCCUAGGCGCUGUCAAAGAGACAAAGAAGAUGGCCAUGGCAGACCUAAAGUACGGUCUCCCGGAGCUACUGAUCAAUAUCGAAAUGUCCAUUUUCGCCGUUCUGCACCUAUGGGCCUUCUCCUGGAAACACUACGCCCUCAAAAACGAGGGUGCUGAAGUGACCGACUUUUACGGUAACGGUAAAGCAUCGUACGAAGGUGGACGGUGGGGUUUCAAUGCCCUGGCCGAUGCCAUGAACCCGUUGGAUCUCAUCAAGGCUGUUGGCCGCAGCAUCCGAUGGCUGGCUGUGGGCCGCAAGAACCGCAUGCAGGACUCCAGCUACCAGCCUCACAACGAGACCAUCGGCUUGGAGGCCCCCGAGUCUGGAAUCAUCAACAACGGCACAGCUUAUGGCGGUGCCGGCACCGCCAUGUCUGGGGGUCGGACCGGCCGAUAUGCCGGAGAUGAAGAGGGCGAGGUCCUACUUGCCCACGCCCAGUCGAACCCGUCAACCUCGCAUGUCGAUGCCUCCCCGUGGGAAGACGACGUUGACGACUAUUCACAAGGCCACGGGCAGUCUGGUCGUUUCUAUGGACAUAACAACUCAUCACCCUACGAUGACAUCGAGCACCAAAAUACCGCCUAUAACCCCCUUGACCAAGGGUCCCAGCCAUACUCGGCCACCGGCCCCCUUAGGGAACAGGUUCCAAUGCCAAUGCCUGAUCUCUAUCAACCCCCGCCACCAUAUCCCGAGAGUUAUCACCGUUCAUAA
Molecule: messenger RNA, 1548 nt
Organism: Penicillium daleae
Lineage: Eukaryota; Fungi; Ascomycota; Eurotiomycetes; Eurotiales; Aspergillaceae
Product: OSTA/TMEM184 family protein
Exons: 5
Coding region: 1-1548 (515 amino acids)
Biological process (GO): transport
Molecular function (GO): transporter activity
Source: RefSeq, a predicted model, not a curated record